CAUUGGGUGCACCAUGGCUCAUAGCAAAGGAGGCCUGGAUCUUGUCCUCGUUGACUUACCCAUCGUCACAUCAACCAACGCAUCACAUAAUCAAUUAUGGCGGAGUGGCUUCGCGAGUUAGGCUCUCCGCCGCCUCACGUCUUACUCUUGGUCGCAGUAACCUUGGCCGUAGUAUUACUACGGUAUGCCAUUUGGAAGCACGAUUCCAGAGAGCCUCCUUUGAUCUCCGGCGCCCCCGUCCUUGGGCAUUUACCAGGAAUUUACCGUCACGGCACAUCAUAUCCAGUAGUAUUGAGUGCUCAAACGGAUCAACUUCCAAUAUACGCUGUCUAUCUGCUGGGCCAAAAGAUCUACACGGUAAAUGCAGGAGAGAUUGCAUCUCUACUUUCUCGCAAGAACAAGCAGCUUGAUGCCGAGACAGGGUUCAUUGUCGUUGUUUUCCAAAACAUGCUCGGGGUGGACAAAAGCAUCAUGAAAACCUUGGUAUCAACGCCAAAGUCCGGCCAAAAGGGCCAGCGCACCCCCUACAGAGACGACAUGCGGACUACGGAGCACAGAUUGCUGGCGCCCGGCGAAUCAAACCGGCAGUUCUACGUGAAAAUCAUGAACGCGUUUGUUCAAGUCCUUGAUGACAUGAUGCCCUCGGAUACGAAUAGUGUCCAUCUCAUGAAGUGGUUGGAAGAGCUGUACACAAGAGUUGCAGGUGCUGGAAUGUACGGAAAGAAAAGCCCAUUUGAGACGCGGCCGAGCCUCAUAUGGGACUACUGGUAUGACAUUUGAAAUACAGUUUUGAGCAUUUUCAUAUUCUGAACAAAGAAAUUGUUGUCUAGGUUAUGGGAUUCCAACAUGUCGCCGUUCCUUCUCAAUUUCUUUCCCAAGUACACGGCCCCGGAAGCAUUCGAGGCCCGUGAAAGGCUAGUUGACGUACUCAAGGGGUGCAUUGCAGAUACCCACGACGACGACGAAGGCGACCAGGUCAACGUCAUCAGCCGUAAACGGAGAGACAUAAGUACCAAACACAGCCUUUCCGGUGACUAUCUAGGACGUUCGGAGCUGGAAUUGUUGAAUGGACUACUUAGCAAUACCGUGCCGGCGGUCUUCUGGAUGUUGGCUCAUACCUUGGCCGGAUCUUUUUUCGGAUCCAUCAAGGAAGAAGUAGGACGGUCUGUGCAGGCCGAGGGAAACCGGCUCCAAUUCGACAUUGGUCAAGUUCGGGCACAGUGUCCGACCCUCGUGGCGACCUAUCAAGAGUCACUCCGCUUGUACGCGUCGUCGGCACGGGCAUACAAAGUCGUCCAAGACUUUGAGCUCAUGGAUGGGUGCUUGCUGAAGAAGGGAAGCCUCGUGUACGUACCGACCGAGACGAUCCACAGAAACCCAAAAAAUUGGGGUCCAGAUGUGCUAGAAUUCAAACCCGAAAGAUGGAUGAAGUCCGAAUAUGACCAUCAUCCUGGGUCCUAUGCUCCUUUUGGAGUUGGAAGUUCCAUCUGCCCGGGACGGCAUUUUGUGUUCGACAUGAUCCUGGGGAGUUUGGUCGUGCUGCUAUAUAGCCUUGACAUCGAACUGCCACCUGGCACUGCUGUGGGAGUUCCGAAGACGAGAUUGAAAGUCAUGUCGGGUGUGCGGCUGCCCGUUCAUGACCUUGAUGUGGUCUUGAAGCGGAAGACUUUGGGAGAAUAUAACUCUGAAAGAGCCAAAUGGGCAUUCUAGGAGGAAUAGAAGUCGAAGCAUUAAGCAGUAUCAUGAACUACAUUCAAAUUGGCCUACAAUCCAUAUGAGCUGAAGGUAGGCCCACUGUACGUACUCCUUACACAAUCUACGGAACUUUGGAACGGACAAGUACUUCCUGUACAGGCCCGACGGGAUUAGACAGGAUUGACUUCGUUUUCGCCAUCGUGCCUCGGAGUUGCGUGAAUUGCCCAUGUAUUUUGGUUUAGCUCAGCUCUACUCUAGUUGUCUAGUUGCAAGAGGUAACAACCUCUACAUUGUAGCUAUG
This is a messenger RNA of Exophiala oligosperma, 1996 nucleotides long. RefSeq lists its product as hypothetical. Gene Ontology annotation, molecular function: oxidoreductase activity, acting on paired donors, with incorporation or reduction of molecular oxygen; iron ion binding; monooxygenase activity. The record is from RefSeq and is a predicted model, not a curated record. The transcript has 2 exons. The coding region runs from base 847 to 1710 and encodes 287 amino acids. NCBI's taxonomy places the organism in Eukaryota, Fungi, Ascomycota, Eurotiomycetes, Chaetothyriales, Herpotrichiellaceae.